AUGUGGAACCUUUCCGAACUUGGCUUCUGGGCCUGGUUCUGGUUGGUGGUUAUUCCGUUGUUUCUUCUAGUCAACGUUAAAGGUCUAUUAGGUGUAUACCACAUCCGCAUAUUUCAUGCCCUCUUCAACCAUUUAAUCUUCAAUCGAUCUCGCCGGGUUAAUGUGGCUCGACAUGGUGCAGAUGCGUUAUUUCAACCUAUUGUAACCACAUCACGCAGUCCACUGCUAGAAUGCGAUUUCAACGGCCACAAAUCCAACAGCACGUUUUAUUCCGACUUGGAUGCAAAUCGAAUGCAUCUCUUUGGUGCCCUAUUCAAAGAUGUUUUAUCUCCGGAAAAGCGCCAGGCUACUUCUUCCGAACCAUUGGCAAAGCUGAGGCUCGCGCUUGGCGGCGUGUCAUGCACAUUCAAGAGGGAAAUUAAGCCCUAUGAAAAAUAUCAGAUCUGGUCGCGGGUCCUCUCUUGGGAUGAGAAAUGGGUUUAUAUUGUGAGCUACUUUGUGCGGAAUGGCGCGGUCCUGCCUCAAGGAUAUACUCUCCAGCCUUCUCGUAUCAAUUCGGCCGGAAAGAGGGGAAAAAAUAGAAGUUCAGACGAUGUGGGCAAGGCAAUAUUCGCUUCGGCAAUAUCUAAGUACGUCUUCAAGCAGGGACGCCGGACUAUUCCACCAGAGCAAGUCUUUGAGAGCAUCAACUUGUUACCUCAACAGCCCGGAUCAGCGCACGAAGCAUCAACAGCGACAGCGUCAAACGGACAGUCGACCACACCGAGCCGAGUGAUAAAUGGUGGCACGGUGAGACAUGAAGGGAAUGGAAGUCAAAUAAAACCGUCAAGCACUUUAGUAGACGAAUGUCAGUGGGAUUGGAAACGCGUGCAAGAGGAGAAACAACGUGGUUUUGGAAUAGCCAGCCACUUUGCUAGUCUGGAUGAACUUCAUGUAUUGCCCAUUUUGCCCACCGCAAACGCUCUCGGGAAUUUCGAUGGAGUGGGAUUUUAUUGA
Messenger RNA from Venustampulla echinocandica, 996 nucleotides. RefSeq lists its product as uncharacterized. Bases 1 to 996 code for a protein of 331 amino acids. NCBI's taxonomy places the organism in Eukaryota, Fungi, Ascomycota, Leotiomycetes, Helotiales, Pleuroascaceae. The record is from RefSeq and is a predicted model, not a curated record. The transcript is spliced from 2 exons.